UGAAGGGUAAGGCUUGAAAUAAAAUUCUCUGUGAAAAGUAUGUUGUCUUACAGAGGUCGUUUCACUUCACCGCUGUUGGACUUCGUUAACGCAACAAUGGUAAAACAGCUGUCUGACCUUGAAGUGCACAGCCUGCUCUAUCCGGUGUGAAUGUAUUUCACUACAGUUCUGCGUGGUUUGCUCAUUAAUGUUAGGUGUUUUUAGAUUUCACUCAAAGUUAAUUUCGGGAUUGUUGAUUUAUCCAAAUAGUUAUGAUGUAGCACUGAAACACCGUUCUGCAUGUGGUUUGCCUAUAGGAAACGUCUACAAAAAAUGGUCUCAUUCCACAACGUAAGACAUAAGUACGUAACUGCCCUUCCUAGGUAUUGACGUGUGCAGACACUAAUUUAGUAUUCACGUAAAUGAAUACAAUUAGGAGACUCAAGCUCCUCAUUUUGCGAACAAAUGGUCAAAAGCCUACUCUAGUUCUCUAUCAGUUGGGCUCUGUUCAGUCUUUUAAAUGGAUUAAUCCAUCUGUUGAAAAUGCGAACAUUAGGUCGCGAUAGUUGAUAAUUUGUGCAAAAGUUCUUACUUCAGGCGGAUAUGGUUGGUAAGCCAAUUACAUCUUAGUAGAUGUAAUCACCUGAAGUCUGAUCUGAGUUGCCUUUCAAACAGUACAUACAUUUCGCACAGUUUUCAAGCUGGGACACAUUUUGUGGUUUCUGUGAUAAAUCCUCUCGGUCGUGUUCCGUGAAAAUGGAUGGUUGUAUUAUCCUUCCGUUCCAGUGCUUGAGUACAAUUGGAUUCAGGCAAUUGACCUGUCUAGCAUCCCAUUCCCGCACGACAGUCGAGCAGUAUGAUUAGCCCUCACCGAUUCAGAUUUGUGUAGUAAGGACAGAAGGCCUACGGCAUAUGUUAUUCCUUUUCUAGUAUGCUUCUGUGAGUGUCCAGUCUUCUCUUGAAAGAGUCAAUUGAAGGUGCGGACACCACUGCUUCGGGCAACAGGUUCCAAGUAUUGAUGACUCGGUCUGAAAACCUGUAUGCCAUGGGUAUUUUGUUCGUUCUUGGCUUUUCUACUCGCCUGCUAUGUCCUCUGAGAUGUCCCGAUCUAGUGGAAAGAAAAAGAGAGAAUAAGUAAGGUCCAAAAUCAUUUCUCAGUAUUCUGUACAUCAAAAUUAGAUCUCCCCUUAGUCUGGGAUAGAAGAGAGUAAAGUCGUCCAACUUUUCAAGCCGCUCUUUGUAUGAAAAACCCCGGAAUUCUGGAAUUGCACGGGUAGCUGUCCUCUGUACUUUAUCUAAGAUAUCCGAGUCACCUUUCAAACGGGUUUGCAGCCUGAACGCAGUUCUCAAGCUUAGUUCUCACUAAGGUUGUGUAUACUGUGGUGAACAUGGUAGUAUCUAACUUAGUGAAUGUCCGUUUCAAAGCCCAGAGGGUUCGAAACCCCUUAGCUGCGACCUCCCAGCAAUGGGCCGUCGUCUUAAGAUCAUGACUCACUGUCACCCCUAGAUCCUUAUGUGACCGGACUACGGGUAAUGGCACUUCCCCUAUGUUGUACCUAUUAACUUUUGAAUCCCCAAAGUGCAUGUAGACACACUUUGCCGCGUUGAUAGGCACCAGCCACUCCUUAGACCAGUUUAUCAUAUUAUUUAAGUCUACCUGAAGAGCACGUGCGUCUGUGUCUCCAGUUAUUACUCACCAGAUUUUUACGUCGUCAGCGUAUAAUAACAUUGGAGACUGUACUAUAUUUGGAAGAUCAUUAACAUACAUUAUAAAAAGUAAAGGACCUAAGACGGAACCUUGAGGUACCCCACUAAGUACUGGUCUCCAGAUGGAGCACUUGUAAUUUAUUAUUACUUUCUGUCUACGAUCUACUAGGAAAUCCUCUAUCCAUUUUAAUAGAGGUCCGGCAAUACCAAGGUUUUCCAACUUCAAUAGUAGUCUAUUUGUUGGCACCUUGUCAAAAGCCUUACUGAAGUCCAUGUAGACAGCAUCCACUGAGUUCCCGUUGUCUAGUGCCUUUAUCCAGGACUCCGUUGCUAUAAGGAGGUUCGUUGUAUAAGAUAAACCCUUUCUAAAACCAUGUUGUUUUAUGUUUAGCAAGUUGUUGGUUUCCAUAAAUGCCAUUAUGGUCCGUCUAACUAUUCUUUCCAAUAUUUUAACUACAACACUGGUGAGGCUUACAGGUCUGUAGUUCGAUGGAAGUUGUCUUGGUCCUGUUUUAUGUAUGGGAGUGACGAUUGUGUCCUUCCAGUCCAUAGGCAACAAACCUUGGUUAAAUGACAUGUUGAGUGUCACAGUCAGUGGAGCCGCGGUAUAUUGUGCAAUGUCUCAAGACUUGGGGGUGUAGUUCAUCUGGUCCUGUUGACUUUUCCAUGUUUAAGGUCCUAAGAGCCUUAAGCACAUCGUCUUGAUCGAAGUCCAAGGUUAGCAUUUGGUUUGUUGACUUUAUUUUGGUUUGGUUCUUUGUCUAGGGGAGGUUCCUGAGUGAAAACUGCCCCAAAAUAGUCAGCCAUAGCCUCUGCUUUUUCCUGAUCUUCCUCUGUCAUUUCAGAUUCACUUCCUUCUUUAAUUAGGUUGGGAAUCCAAUGAUGCAUCCUUGUUCUGUAGUUUAUGUACGAGAAUAUUCUCUUGGGCUACUUGAGUGCAGAUUGUGCCAGCUGAAUAUCAUAUUUUCUUUGAGCUCCCCCGAAUUUUUGUUAUACAAUUGUUUCUUACCGAUCUGUAGCGUUCCAUCGUGCCAAGGCGGAUGGCAACAACCCAUUUCUUCUUUUGUUUUAGUAAACGUCGAAUAUCCCGGCCUAUCCAGGGAUGACCGUGCUUCUUCUUCUUUGGAACUGUCCAGGGUAUGUAUGGUCGAGUUACCCGAUUGUAUAACUGCCUGAAAAGGGUCCAUGCCUCUUGUACUGAUGCCCUUGAGCCAAUUUCCCAGUUUUCAGCCGAUGCUGCGGAGUUGAUUGCCUCCAAUAUCUGCCUUCCAUAUGUUAGGACGGGCCGGCGUAACUGUUUGGCAGGCAAUCUCAGCCAUGAAUUUAAAUAAGAUGACUGCAUGGUCACUUCUCCCUAGUGGUGGGAGAAAAGUAAUUUGACGAACGUCGUCACCGUGUGUGAAGACUAAAUCUAAAAGAGAAGAAGAGUUUCUUAAGUCAUAUCUUGUGGGGUUUCUAAUGUUUUAAAAUCAAGCUAAUCCAAUCGAUGUUUCUAAUAGUUUGCAUUGGAACGACGUUACCGAUGACCCUACUUCUAAGUUAACCCAGUCUAUAUACGGUGCAUUAAAGUCGCCUACUACAAGGCUUUUACCCAGGACUUAAGUUUACUUAGGAGAAAAUCAUCUGCUACACAUUCUGGACUGCAAUAUACUACAACUAAUUCAAUAUCUUGCCGUCUACAUUUCAGCUUACAUCGCACCAGUUCACAUGUCCCUGAAACACGUGCCACUGUCUCAGCUACUCUUACGGUUAGGGUACUUUCCGUGUACAGGAUAACCCCGCCUCACGGAAAUUUUUUUAGAAGUACAAUAAAUCUGUACAUGAUAAGUGAGUUACCCUGGCUGGGUAUCAUUUUGAAUAACGUUUUCUGAGGAGUCGUUUAUUUUGCAGAGCAUCUAAAGUAAAGCGUAGCCCAUAUGAUACUGUCAAUUGUUUAGUCAGUGUUUCAUAUCUCCACGUAGUUAUUCUUGUUAACAUCUACAGGAAGUAAUCCGCUCACCAUAGUUCCUGAAACUAGCUAUGUUCGUGGUUGUCUCACAUGUAAGGAUCUCGAAGUCAUCGCUCAUAGACUAAAGUUUUCUCGUUAUUUCCCAUCAAAUGAGAUGCCCGAUGUAGACUCUCAAUUUUUGUGUAUUAUUUGCCGACGGUUGGGCUGAGUGGAAGCAAAUUAAUUAUCAGUUUAUGACGUCAUAUUUUUUAAGAAUGAUAGUUCUGUCGGGUCAACACUCAUGGAUUCUUCACGGCUUCUUGGGAAGGGUCCAAGUGGUCAUAUCGUUCAGUAAUUUGAGGUUCAGAAUAAAAUCCAAUGCUUUAGUUUUCUGUUCUCAAUUGUGGUACGACGCAGGACAAUAUUCAUUUUAGUUUUGUUCUUAUUAUGAUCGCUAUCUUAAUGCUUGCUAGUGAAGUCUCAAAAUAUUUUCUCAUGUUUUUUCACAAUAUUGUCAUUGAGUUUUGCAGCUCAUUGUUAUUUUUUUAUCAGGUUUUGUAUGAUAAGUGAUAGACAAGUAAUCGAUUCAACCGAAUCAAAAUGACUUAUAAUGUCACAAAUGUUCAAUAGUUUGCGGUUGAAUAUCUUGAUAGUCACGCUUCCAAAAUCUUACUUUUGUUAUCUUAAUUUAUUAACCUCACCAAACUAACCGGUUGUGGCACCAGAACUCAGUUCGUAUUUUGUCAGGUAUUGUGUUUCAUAAGCAGUCAUUUGUAUAACUAUUGUGUUUUGAAUUAUCUUUCAGCUACUAUGGAAUUUCUGGAUAUCAAUCUGGAUGAAGUUGCUUCUGCUUUUCACGAAGCUAAACGUUUUGGGAAAAGAUGUAAAGAAGCUCCUGAUGGUCCGAUUGAAGUUAAACGAUGUCUCAAAAAGUUUCCAAAGUUCCAAACAUACGUGCUUUUAUCAGGUAGCGGUUGCAUUCAUGAGGUUGUCUAUCCUUCUGGUUAUGCACUCAAUGAAUUGAAGAAUCUAGAAAAUCCUGUAAGGAAUUAUCCCUUUACUUUGGAUCCAUUUCAGCAACGCGCCAUUCUAUGUAUUGAAAACGAACAGUCUGUUAUGGUAUCUGCCCAUACAUCUGCUGGUAAAACUGUGGUUGCUGAGUACGCAGUUGCUAAAAGUCUGAAGCAGAAUCAGCGCGUUAUUUACACAACGCCUAUCAAGGCCCUGAGCAAUCAGAAGUUUCGCGAAUUCUCUGAGAUUUUUAAAGAUGUUGGCCUAAUGACUGGUGAUAUAACUAUCAACCAAGAAGCAACUAUUCUUAUAAUGACAACAGAAAUAUUGAGAUCUAUGUUGUACAGAAGCUCAGAUGUAACUCGUGAGGUUGGCUGGGUUAUUUUCGAUGAAAUUCAUUAUAUGAGGGAAAAAGAACGUGGUGUUAUCUGGGAGGAAACCAUCAUCUUAUUACCUGAUAGUGUUGGGCUUGUCUUUUUGAGUGCAACAAUUCCCAAUGCUCGUGAAUUUGCUGAAUGGAUAGUGUUUUUACAUAGAAAGCCUUGUCACGUUGUUUACACUGAUUGUCGUCCUGUUCCAUUACAGCACUAUGUUUACCCAUGUGGUGGAGAUGGAAUUCAUUUGGUAGUCAAUCAGAACCGUGAGUUUAUUGAAUCUAACUUCAAUCUUGCUUUAAAUACUUUACAAAAUGCCGCUGGCAAUUCGAUUUCUGAUAUGAAGUCCCGUGGACGUAAUGGUGGCAGCACCCGUUCUCAACCAUAUUGCUCGAAGUUAGUCAAGUUGGUAAUGGACCAAAAUUUGGAGCCACUUAUCGUAUUUUCAUUUAGCAAAAUGGAUUGUGAAUUCUAUGCAAUGCAACUAAACAAGAUGGAUUUUAGUACACAAUCAGAAAAGGCGGCUAUUGAACUUGUGUUUAAUAAUGCCAUUGAGAGUCUUUCCGUUGACGAUCGAAAUCUUCCUCAGGUUCAAAUUUUACUGCCCGUUUUACGUCGUGGAAUAGGUAUACAUCAUGGUGGACUGUUGCCUAUACUCAAGGAAAUUGUUGAAGUGUUAUUCGCUGAAGGUUUUAUAAAAGUACUGUACGCUACCGAAACGUUCGCUAUGGGUCUUAAUAUGCCGGCUCGAUCUGUGUUAUUCACGUCUACUCGGAAGUUCGACGGACGUGACUUCCGUUUACUGUCAUCUGGGGAAUAUAUUCAAAUGUCAGGACGCGCAGGUCGUCGAGGAAAAGAUAUACGUGGCACAGUUAUAAUGAUGCUUGAUGAUCGUAUUAGUGCAGAUGAAGCCAGAAAACUCUUACUUGGUGAACCUGACCGACUGGAUUCUUCAUUCUAUAUAACGAAUAAUAUGAUACUUAAUUUACUUCGUGUUGAGGACAUCAAUCCAGAAAUAAUGCUCGCUAAAAAUUUUCAGCAAUUUCAAUGCAGGUCUGAAUUGCCCUAUCUUGAAAAACGUUUAAAUGACACAGAAUCUCUUAUCAAAAAUAUUUGUUUUCCGGACGAUAUUGAUAUGGAACAGCUUGGCGCUUAUGUUAAACUUCAUCAUGCAGUUGCCGUAUGUGAAUCUGAGAGGUGGGCAUUAGUUUCACAAAGAAAAAGUGUCAUACCUUUCUUUCAGACUGGUAGAGUGGUUCGAGUAUGUUUACGAUUAAAGUGUUCUAACUUGAUUUAAAAGUUCAUUUCUUAUUCUCUAUCGAUAAACAAAGGUAAACUAUUUGUAUUUUGGUUAGAUUCGCAAUCUGGACGAUUGGGACUUCGGAUGGGGAAUUAUUGUGCACGUAGAUCGGUCUGUGCAUCAAAAAUCCGACAGAAUGUCAGUCAUUUGUCUUAUGGAAGUGGCUGAAGACCGCAUCCUAAGAAAUUCAGAUUAUACAAGAAAACCGAUUCCUUUUUCGUUUGUGAAACCUGCUGAUGGUGUUGAUUUUCAAACUGAUACUUUUACAUCGGUUAUUCAGUUAGUUUCUGUCCCUCUAGAUUGUUUGUCUGGUAUUUCAAGCGUUUGUCUCAAACUAAAUUCAUUAUUGGAGUGUGACAAUCAGAAUACUGAAAUGUUAUUUAACAAGCUUUCAGUUCAACCUGAUCAUGUAAAACGACGUAUUUGGGAAGGUGUUGGUCGUGCCAAAGCAAAAUUAGGAGGAGUACUACCAGUAUUAGAUCCUAUCAAGGACUUAAAUAUUAAAGACGAUCGUGUGAAACAACAGUGCGAGACGAUUAAUUUAUUGAAAGCACGAAUGGCCAUGAAUCCGAUCUCAAAACGCGCUGAUCUAGACAGUCUUAUUGAUCGUUUUAAUUGGAAAGCUACUAAUUUGAGGAAACUCGAAGACAUUCGUGAACGUAUAAACAGAACAGAUUCACUUUCACAUUUUGACGAGUUGCGUGCAAGGAAAAGACUUUUGCGAAGACUUUGUUUUUGUUCAGAGGAUGAUACAAUUGCAUUAAAAGGUCGUAUCGCCUGUGAAAUUUCAACUGGUGAUGAAUUGGUACUGACUGAGUUACUGCUGGAUGGGUUCUUUUCACAAUUCUCACCAGUUCAACUAGCAGGUGUCAUGUCAUGUUUUGUAGCAGAAAAACAAACAAAACAUCACAAGAUAAAUCUGAGUCCUGCCAUGAAGAAGGCUAUAAAAAGUAUCCACGAUAAAGCAAGAUAUCUUGCAAAAAUGUCUGCCGAAUGUAAUAUUAACACGGAUCAUAGUAAUAAUGAGAAACAACCAACGACUUUGGUUGAGAAUCUUGGAAAUAAUAGAAAUAGUCUUUCGGAUGACGAGCAAGCUUAUGUUAAUCGUUUUGUCGGUGAUUUAAUGGAUGUUGUAUGUGCUUGGGCUGAAGGUGUCAGUUUUUCUCGACUUUGUGAAUUGACAAGUGCAUUCGAAGGUAGUGUAAUUAGAUGCAUCAGAAGACUGGAAGAACUACUAUGUCAAAUGCAUAAUGCAGCCAAAGUUGCAGGAAACUCGGAGUUGGAAAAUAAGUUUUUAGAAGGUAUGUUUCUCCCUUCUUUUGUGAUGCACGUUUUAUAGUACAUGUUUUACAAUUUAAAAUCCAAGUAAAAUGCUGGAGUUAAUGAUAAUAACAUUUAAGCUACAAUGAUCGUAAAUUACACUUAUCUAGGUUGGUAAUACUAUAUAUUUUUCAAAAUGUAUGUAUAAUUUUAGUAAUUUUCUUAUUUCGUUAAGCAGUCAAUAUUUCAGAAAACAACAUAACAUAAAAUCAUUUCUAACUAGUGUUAGUUUCAUAGGCGAAUUAUUCACCUUCAUACAAUUUCACUGAUCGUUUUUAGAGUGAAUGUAGUCUAUUUAUAAAUGUCUCAUGAACAAAGUAAUACAAACAGUGCUCAUAACAGUGAAAAUAUUUAACGUUGUUAUGACCUUGCGUCUCCCAAUUAUUUUGUUUUUGCCAAAAUCCCCGUCGCCAAUUGUUAUGACCUUGGAUGUCUGACUUUUCGAUCACACGACUUAUCUACCAAUCCGAAUACGACUUAUACGAAUCUUCGCACUAGGCCAACCAAUGACGUUCAACCGGUGUGGGCAGUUUAGUGUCCUUAUUGGUCCUAUGUCCUACGAGCCCUUCCACUUGAGUCCAGAACAAGAUACCAGCUUCCGAAUCAGAGCAGAUCGUUUAUUUCAGGCAUACUUAGUUUAUAUAUCAAUCACACAGACCGCAACGUACCAUAAAAUAGGAAAUAAUAUUUGUACACAAAUAAGCCCAAAAAGUGGCUGUGAAUGUGGGAGGCAGUAGUUAAUAAACUGAACAUAACUUAAGAACCGUAAAUCGUACAAUAAUAAGUUAUAGGUCAAAAUAAAGCUUAUAAUAAGAGGAAUAUAAAUAUAUGUAAUGUAAUUGUUGAAUAAUUAUACAAUAAGAAUAUUUAUAGAAUAUUAGUCCAUUAAUAGUCCUCGGGAGUUACCUGUAAUUUAAUCUCCACUCGGACAUAACACCUCCCCCCCUUUUUUUUUUUUUGAAAAACCCAACUUUAGAUUCUGAUUAAAAAAAAAAGAAUCAUAUGUGACUUUAAAUUCCUCGACAUUCUCCUCCUCCUCGAAAUAAUGUUGGGUCCUUAUGGCUCCAAAUUACAACUAGUAGGACUUUAUUUAAACCAUGUUUCUCGUAUUGACUGGAGAAUCCACUAAAAAUGACUAGAUGAUGAUGAACGA
Schistosoma haematobium is the source of this 8771-nucleotide messenger RNA. Its product is annotated as LIM domain and actin-binding protein 1. Gene Ontology annotation, biological process: RNA catabolic process; maturation of 5.8S rRNA. The coding region runs from base 4424 to 6295 and encodes 623 amino acids. Gene Ontology annotation, cellular component: nucleus. Gene Ontology annotation, molecular function: RNA helicase activity; RNA binding; ATP binding. Lineage: Eukaryota; Metazoa; Platyhelminthes; Trematoda; Strigeidida; Schistosomatidae. The record is from RefSeq and is a predicted model, not a curated record. The transcript is spliced from 13 exons.